Messenger RNA from Rhagoletis zephyria (snowberry fruit fly), 719 nucleotides. RefSeq lists its product as uncharacterized. The record is from RefSeq and is a predicted model, not a curated record. Gene Ontology annotation, molecular function: nucleic acid binding; RNA-DNA hybrid ribonuclease activity. NCBI's taxonomy places the organism in Eukaryota, Metazoa, Arthropoda, Insecta, Diptera, Tephritidae.
UGGGAAUCUCCCUCAGCUUUCGUCUCCCGGACCACUGUAGCGUUUUUCAGGCUGAACUGAUGGCAAUCGACAGGGCCACGAAACUGGUAAAGUGUGAUAUGAUACCCCAAGUUGAUAUCUACAUCUUCACUGACAGCCAGGCGGCAAUAAAGUCCCUCACGAAGCAGUCGACAACCUCCAUGGUAGCCAUGAAAUGCCGCGCAUCUCUUAACGAGAUGGCUGAGUCAUUUCGCCCAAAGGUAAUAUGGGUUCCGGGACACUGCGGCAUAGAGGGGAAUUGUAAGGCCGACGAACUGGCGCGACUUGGCACGAAACUUCCUUUUGAGGAUAUAAAUGACGAAAUAGGAAUACCCUUGCAAACUUGUAAGCUACUUAUCUCCGAGAGGCUCACUAAAGUAGCGAACGAAAGGUGGCAGGACGAAAUCACCUGCAAAACUGCCAAACAAUUAUGGCCGGUGCUCAGCGCCAACCGCACUGGCCUACUACUGAGUCUAAAUAAGUCCAAUAUUAGAUUAUUAGUAUCCGUCAUAACAGGACACUGCCUAAUUGGCAAGCACGCCUAUCGACUUGGCCUACGCUCACAUGACUUCUGUAGAAGUUGUCAAGAUGAAGAAGAAGAAGAACCGAUUCUCCACCUGUUGUGCCAAUGCCCUGCUCUAUCUAGACGAAGACUCNGAAACGAUUCUCCACCUGGUGUGCCAAUGCCCUGCUCUAUCUAG